This is a messenger RNA of Lecanosticta acicola, 1110 nucleotides long. NCBI's taxonomy places the organism in Eukaryota, Fungi, Ascomycota, Dothideomycetes, Mycosphaerellales, Mycosphaerellaceae. The record is from the annotation of a GenBank genome assembly.
AUGGCUGAAGGAGAAAGCCGAAGACCUAAUUCUAACAUCGGUCGACGAAUUAUCGGAAGUGCCAGAGGACUUGCCUGUUCAACUUUCAGCGGUGUUGCAGGCAUCGAAGCCGAAUUCGACCCUCUGCAUGUCGUCUCUGGUGGCAAACGCGUUACUGGACCGCAGACACCCGAAAAGCAUGCUGUUGGAGAAGUGUCUAGCAGUUCCAAGGAGCGAAGACGAUCUGGAGCUGCACCUUCAAGAUUUCGAAGUCGAAUUGGAUCAGAAAGGAUAUCGCAGAGAGAUGCCGAAUUUCAGGAAUUCGUGGAACGAAUGGAUGAUAUAGUAGACGAUGACUUUGUUCGGCCAUCCUUCGAAGCCAGAUUGCAGGAUCACGCGUACGGUGCGGACGGCGAUGCCUUAAGACAGACGACAUUCCGAAAGCAGCAAUUAAUCGACGAUUCUCUGGAUGGAUUAUCUUACGAUGACAAUCCGACGCUUCUCGACUCUGUGAAUCAAUUGGUGCAGGGACAAACGACGCGCCUGCCGUGUAACUUACAGCAAACAAGUAUCCCGGAUCGACGACGGCAAGCCGAGGUCUCGAUGUUGCAAGCAUCGUGGGAAAAGUCGGCGUCAGUAGCUGCGCAACGAUUAAGUCAGGUCGAGAAGCAUCUGAGCGGAAGCUUUCACAGGGUCGCUGCUAGAUCAUAUGAGCGAUCGAUGACCCACCACGACAGACUAAUGCUACAUCACGAUGUUAGACAUGACUCGCUCGACGUGGCAAUGAAGGACGAACCAGAAGACUUCCUUGACGAUCACUCCAAGCGGGACAUUACAACCCAAAGUCAGAGAGGAGAAGAAGAGGAGAUACUAUCCGGUGACUGGUUCCACUGUUCUUACGAAGAAUGCCACCGUCGUCUCACCACCCAAAACUCAAGUCUAGGCCUCAGCAUCCACCAGCGCUGCUGCGUCCAUACUGGCUGUGGCUACGUGUCGCCCAACAUCCCAGAAUGGAUCGAACACUGUUCAUCCGAGCAUCACAUGGUCCCAGAGCAGGGUAAGACCUCCCUCGACCCACGCCAUGUGCGAUCCUGCAAGUACUGUAAGUUUGACGAAUGCGAUACGCAUUGA